Messenger RNA from Carassius carassius (crucian carp), 1673 nucleotides. RefSeq names its product repressor of RNA polymerase III transcription MAF1 homolog. The coding region runs from base 531 to 1268 and encodes 245 amino acids. Gene Ontology annotation, molecular function: RNA polymerase III core binding. The record is from RefSeq and is a predicted model, not a curated record. Lineage: Eukaryota; Metazoa; Chordata; Actinopteri; Cypriniformes; Cyprinidae. Gene Ontology annotation, biological process: negative regulation of transcription by RNA polymerase III. The transcript is spliced from 8 exons. Gene Ontology annotation, cellular component: nucleus.
UGGUUUGUAUACUGUUUUCAGAUAUAGAGACCGUUGUUGGAUGUUUUCGAGGUUUUUUUACCAACAUUGAACAAGAAAUAGGAUACAUUAUCGUUAGCGAGAAGUCGCAAGUGCUAAUUUAAUCAUCGGUUAAUCAAGUCGCGUCAUUUAAACCGACGCUUAAAUCGUUUUCAGAACGUACAUUUGUUGUAGGUCAAGUAAGGGGAUGCUGCUGAAGUCGAUGUCUUGGAGCUUGACAUCAUCGCUGAAUUUUAUGUUGCGUUUAGUCGAAAUAAGAAGCUUUGCAGUAAGAGAAAACGCCUGCAGAAUAUGUCAGUCUCGACCGAGUCAUUUUCAAAUUAACUGAAUUUACAUUUGAACGUUUUUUAUUGUUCCGUACUGCGCGUAUACGCCAGCGCAUUUUAGCUUGUAUUGUGUUGUUGAACAACUCCGUAAACCGAACGGUCUGUGAGACGAAUCACUAACGUUAACGUUACUCCAUUCGCCCAGAUUUGUUUUUAGUUGGAAAGUGGCAGUACAACAGUAAAGCUAUGAAGCUUUUAGAGAAUUCCCGUUUUGAGGCAUUGAGCUCCCAGCUGUGUGUUGAAACUGGAGAUGCUCACAUCCUUGGCAGGAUUGAGAGCUACUCGUGUAAAAUGGCUGGUGAUGACAAGCACAUGUUUAAGCAGUUUUGUCAGGAGGGGGAGCCACAUGUUCUUGAAGCUCUGUCACCCCCUCAGUCCAGCAGCGCUCCAAGUCCUAACCUAUUGGGGAAGAGUGGGGAGGAUGGAGAAAAUCCAUUAAGUGAUAAGUGUUGCAGGAAGACCUUGUUCUACCUUAUCACCACCCUGAACGAGUCGUUCCGGCCUGAUUAUGACUUCAGUGCUGCCCGUGCCCACGAGUUCAGCCGAGAGCCCAGUGUUAACUGGGUGGUUGACUCUGUUAACAGCAGCCUUUGUUCUGCUGUGGGGGAGCAGUUUAACUCUUUAGGACCAGAACUGUGGAAUGCCAUUGAUCAAGAGAUAAACCUGCAGGGCUGUGACAUCUAUAGCUACAACCCAGACCUUGUCUCUGACCCCUUCGGUGAGGAAGGCAGCCUGUGGUCCUUCAACUACUUCUUUUACAACAAGAAGCUUAAACGCAUUGUAUUUUUCACUUGCCGCUCAGUCAGUGUCCUCAGUAGUUAUGGUUGCAGUGGCCUUGAUAAUGAGUUGGACAUGGAGCUGGAUGAUGAAGAGGAAGUGGACAGCUUCAUGGAAGACAGGUUCCCCUCAGCUCUGUGUGUCUAAACUUUCUCAGGGAUGACAACCUGCGCUUCAGCCAAAGGGCCUCGCCGUUAACUUUGCACCUAAUUUCUUCUUUCCUUAUUUUAUGAAAAAAAAAAAACUUUUUUUUUAAGUGUGUGUGUUUCAUUUACUUCACUGUGAACUGAGGAGAAGAAAUAAGCCUCUAAAGAAGAUCAUAAACUGUGGCUGAGAGGAAUUACAGGAGAGCUGCUUGGACAAGGUUUGACAUGGACUCAUUUAAGCAUUGGCUGAGACCAACUAAAGAUCCUGGAAUCCAGUUCAUCCUAGGAGUGAAUGAAAGGCACCAGCAUUUUGACAGUGGAGAAUAUGAACACACUUUGGAAUACAAAGACUGCAUGCCUUUUGGAUUUGCCCCUCCAUUUUAUUGGUUCUCCUAAUAUUUCUUGU